GUCGUGAUUAAUAUUAAUCAAAGUGUUUUAAUUUGAUUUCCAACUCAAAUCAUUUCGAAAUCAGAGUUACCAAACAAAACAUGUAAGAACAAGAGGCAUGGAGGAGUGAAGUGAAGCUCAAAACACGACAUUCGCUUCUCUCCAAACCCAAAUCACUAAUCUAUAGCUUUCCCCGAGAAAUUUGAAGAGAAAAUGUUCCAUUAUUGCUCUCAAUCUCAGCAAUGUCUUUGAGUCACUGUAUGGAGAAGGGGCGUGCCUGUUUGAUUACUGAGAAGGCUUUGUGGGUGCGUAACAGAGAGAGGUUGCAGAGGCAAAAAGGUGUUCUGAGAUACCCACAUGGAGAAACAAUCAUCAAAAGUGAGAUGAAUGCAAAUUGGGCUUUGUUCGUUGGUUCCCUUGAUGCUUAACACCGGACCUCCCUUUUCUAUCAUCAAUAAGAGGUGGGUUUUCUCAGAAUUCUCAGUUCUUCACUUCAACAGAUGGUUAUGAGUUUUGUGUUCGAGUUUUUUAGGGUUUCUUCGAAAUGAAUUGGAGGCUGGGAAUGGUUUGAAUGCUUAUGAUUCUGAAGAACAUUAUGAAUUGGGUACUAAAGUCUUAGUUCAGUUCAAAGCUUGGAAUCUUUGAUUCAGAAAGUAGGAAGCUGUAAGUUUCCAUUAUCUUGCUUUUCUCUGUUAUCUUCGAGUUACAUAUCUUUUUCUGAUGCACUGGAUGGUUUGUUCUUAAUGAUCCAUUUUCCCAUUGUUAAACAAGCUGCAAUUAAUCAAUAAGAAUGGCUGAAAUAAGGUUAGCUAGAUUAGAACAAGGCCAAACCAAGAUUAAAAAUGUGCCAAUUGCUGUAACCCCAGAAGGUUUUUGGUGCUGCCCUUCUCCUGUUGUUUUCCAAAAGACCCUAAACAAACCCAAACCUGCCUCCCUGCCCCCAAAGAUCUUGGUUGAGACGAAACCGACCCCGGUGGCUGAUAGAAAGCCACGGGCAGCUGCUGUUCGUGACGAUGACCGGAAAGGCAAUGCUGAUACUUCUGGCUAUGGUGCCUCAGAGGUUGUACACAGGGCAUCACGGCCUAAGGUUGAGAAGAUGCCUAGGAAAAUAGCAAUUGAGUUUGGUGAGGCAGGGACAAGUGAUAUUAAGGUUGUUUUAGUUGGGAAGCAAGGAUUUUCAGUGAAGUUGAGUGUUCAUAAACAUGUUUUGAUGGAAAAUAGCACUUUUUUUGCCAUCAAACUUUCUGAUCAUGAAGGUUCUUCUUUGGAAAUUGGUGAUUGUGAAGAUGUUGAAAUCUAUGUUGAAACUGUGGGAUUGAUGUACUGCAAAGAAAUGAAGCAAUGGCUGAUGAAGCAAAAUGUUUCUCGUGUUCUGCGAAUUCUUAAGGUUGCUGAAUGUCUCGAUUUCAAGUCAUGCAUGCAGUCGUGUCUAGAAUAUUUGGAAGCAGCCCCUUGGAUUGGCGACGAAGAAGAAGAGAAGGUUAUCACGUCCAUCCUACGACUUCAAAGUGAGGGCAUUGGGGUGAGCCCGGUAUUGAAGCGAGUGUCUGCGAAUGUGUCGAAGCCCCAUAACGAUACUCUUUCUCAUAUCAUCGAACUCGUUCUUAGAAGCAAUGAGGAGAGAGGGCGACGUGAAAUGAAACUGGUAGUACUGAGGCUUCUUAGGGAGAACCAGAAUGUACCAAGCCAUGCAAGUUCAGCUGAUAUUUGCAAUGAAAUUAUAUACUCUUCUUGUAGAAGCUGCUUGACAUCGCUAUUGUUCCUGUUUCAGCAGGCUGCUGAAACAGAUUUUAGUGACAGGAUAGAACCAGUGGUGAAGCAAAUUACUCUAGAGGCUGAUAAUCUGUCAUGGUUGCUUGAAAUAUUAGCUGACAGGCAAGCGGCCGAUGAGUUCGCAGUCAUGUGGUCGAAGCAUCAGGAACUAGCAGCCCUCCAUGGGAAGUUGCCUAUCGUAUCUCGCUAUCGUGUUAGCUGCAUAACAGCUCGGUUAUUUGUUGGCAUUGGCAAAGGAGAGCUGUUACCAGCUAAGGAUACUCGUAAAUUGUUGUUACAUACAUGGUUAGAGCCAUUGAUCAAUGACUAUAGCUGGUUAAGACACAGUUGUGGGUCGUUUGAUCGAAAAGUCGUGGAGGAAGGAAUUGGUCGAACGAUCCUCACUCUCCCACUCGAGGAUCAGCAGAGCAUUAUGCUGACAUGGUUGAGCAGUUUUCUGAAGGUUGGGGACAGUUGCCCGAAUCUCCAAACAGCGUUCGAGGUUUGGUGGCGUCGGACCUUCGUUCGACCUUACGUUGAAACUCAAGGAAGCAUUCACCAGCAAGAUUGCUCAAUCAUACCCCAGUUUGAGCCUUGACAAUCACCAUACUUAUAAAACUGACCAUUGGUUGGGCAAUAUAGUUGUGCUGAGUUUAUUGCUUAUGGUUUAUGUUGAAUGAAUUUCGAGCUUCGUCGGGAUCGUUCUGAGAUCACCCUGUUGUAAGCUAGAGCGGUAGCUGUCUGUGUUUUCUGUACUUUCUAUGGAGAUCUUAAUUUAUUUCCUCCAAAAAUACAUUAGAUUUUUUUU
Molecule: messenger RNA, 2539 nt
Organism: Cucurbita pepo subsp. pepo (vegetable marrow)
Lineage: Eukaryota; Viridiplantae; Streptophyta; Magnoliopsida; Cucurbitales; Cucurbitaceae
Source: RefSeq, a predicted model, not a curated record